Messenger RNA from Acipenser ruthenus (sterlet), 1817 nucleotides. Its product is annotated as galactosylgalactosylxylosylprotein 3-beta-glucuronosyltransferase 3-like. Gene Ontology annotation, molecular function: galactosylgalactosylxylosylprotein 3-beta-glucuronosyltransferase activity. The record is from RefSeq and is a predicted model, not a curated record. Bases 195 to 1193 code for a protein of 332 amino acids. The transcript has 6 exons. Gene Ontology annotation, biological process: carbohydrate metabolic process; chondroitin sulfate proteoglycan biosynthetic process. Lineage: Eukaryota; Metazoa; Chordata; Actinopteri; Acipenseriformes; Acipenseridae. Gene Ontology annotation, cellular component: Golgi membrane.
UUCGUGUUUCCGGGGGGUGUGGGUUCUUCAGGGAUAGUUGCCGGAUGUGAACCCUACCGAGGCAGAAUGAAUGGCUCUGAUUGUUUAUUGACUUAAAAUUAAAUAAUAAUAAUGAUUUUGCAAUGGACGGUUUCACUGCGGCUUGAAUGUUUUGUUGUUUUAUAAUAUUUGUUGCGUCUUAGUGCAGGUAGUUAAUGACGAUGAAGAUGAAGAUGAAGCUGAAGCUGAAGAACGUGUUCAUGUUGUAUUUCCUGGUCUCAAUAUGCGGGCUGAUGUACGCGCUCAUGCAGCUGGGGCAGCCCUGUGACUGCACCCUUCACUCCAGGCAGAGCAGCGAUCUGGUGCACUCUCGGGACAGAACCAUCUCCAGACUGCAGGGGGAGCUCAAGAGACUGCAGGCGAGGGGGAACCCGGAGGGGCCCCCCAAACCAGCCCUGCCCACCAUCUACACCGUCACCCCUACCUAUACCAGGCUGGUGCAGAAAGCUGAGCUGACCCGCUUAUCCCAGACCCUGCUUCACGUGCCCAGCCUGCACUGGGUGGUGGUGGAGGACUCUCCGGUGAAGACCAGUCUGGUCUCGGAGCUGCUGAAGCGGAGCGGGCUGCCCUACACGCACCUCUGCACGCAGACCCCCAAAGACUUCAAGCUGCAAGAGGGGGACCCCAACUGGCUGAAGCCACGGGGGGUGGAGCAGAGGAACCUCGCCCUGCAGUGGCUCCGGGAGAAUCGGGGUCCCUCCGAUGAAGGGGUGGUCUACUUCGCAGACGACGACAAUACCUACAGCCUGAGGCUCUUCGAGGAGAUGCGUUUCACGAAGCGGGUGUCUGUCUGGCCGGUGGGGCUGGUCGGGGGGGUGCGUUUCGAGCGCCCCCUGGUGGAGAGGGGGAAGGUGACCGGGUUCUACACGGCCUGGAAGCCGAACCGGCCCUUCCCGAUGGACAUGGCGGGAUUCGCGGUCUCCCUGCCCCUGCUCCUGGCAAACCCGGCCGCGCGCUUCCACCUCUCUGCCCAGCGAGGGAACCUGGAGAGCAGCCUGCUGCAGACGCUGGUGUCCAUCGAGGAGCUGGAGCCCAGGGCUAGCAACUGCACCAAGGUGCUGGUCUGGCACACCAGGACAGAGAAACCCAAAAUGAAACAGGAAGACGCUCUGAUUCUGCAGGGUCUGGGCUCCGACCCCUCUAUAGAGGUGUGACCCCCCCCCCUCCCUCUCUCCCCCAGGGAGAAAGAGAGGGGGAGAGAGAGCUGAGAUCGUAUACAGAGUCCUACCCACAGGUCCGCUGGACUGCAUUCAGCUUGUUCUGUUUUCUUAGAUAAUUCCUGUGUUUAGCAUUGUUUCAAGCAUAUUCAAAGACAUGCCCGAGUCAAAAAGAAAAUAAUUUGAUGUAUUGAUAUAUAUGUGUGAAGACGCAGUAAGAGCUGUAGAGACACGUCCUGGGGGGGGGGGGGUGCAUGUCCCUGGCAGUGGGGACGGGGACGGGGACAGAGUCCGUCCUCACAUCCAACAGCUUCGUGUCCAGCUCUUAAGAUCUGCUUCUGCGAUUGAAAUGAGGUCAGGAAUAGUAUUCAAGUCAACUCUGACCUUUUUAUUUAUUUUAGUGUAAAUAAAAAAAGCAAUUUUAAUUAUUAUUAUUUUUAAUUUUUAAUUCCUGGAAUGCGUGUGCAAAAUGUUAAACUUUUGUUUAAAUUAUUGUGUGUGUUUUUUUUUUUUUUUAAUUUUAAUAUGCCAAGUCGGGCUGAGGAGGCGCGAUAUCCGAACGCAUCUUGUUGGAAAAGACGUCCCUAAGAGUAGAGAAAAUAAACUUUUAGAACAGGCUGA